AUGGCACGGAAGAAGGCAACCAAAGCUUCUGUAGCUGACGUCGGCACCGACGAUGGGCACAACGGACCCAAUGGGCACUCCAGUCCAGCAGAGCAGACAGCUCCGGCCAACAAGUUGAUCUCACCCGCAAUUCCACCACAACCCAGAGCUGCAGAACCAUCAACCCCCACCCUGGUAAUUUGUCGCAAUAAGCACUGGCGAUAUAUUUCCUCCUUCCAUGGCCCCUGGCUCCAGCUGCCUCCAGAAGUGCUCGAGACCAUUGCAUUCAGCAAUUUCUACCUUCCUCGGCCCCAAUUGGUGGAUCCUGCCACCCUGUUUGAUCUGGUCAAGAUCCGCCGACUGGUCGACGACGCGACAGAUCUGACCGUCCGCGCCGCCAAUGGGACUACUUCUUCCGCGCUGUGCAACUCUCACAAUGCGAGUAAUGGCCUCUACGGUGGUGGGAGUGCAGCAGCCCUGGGACUGGGGGGAGGAGGAGGUGGUGGGGCGCAUGCAAAGCUAAGUCGAGAGAGAAAGCACCGAAUGCGGGAACAUGCCACACAGAAGCUAUCGCAUGCAUAUCAUCUGGAUGAGAUCGCUGCCAGUGUGGCGACCAUGCAAUCGGCGUCUGCUUUGGAGGAAGUGGCAAAACACGUCCUGGCCCGGAACAAUGACGACGCCGACGCAACCUACGUGCACUUCUUUCACGAAAAAAUCCCCUCCAGAUCGUUAGCAGAGUGUACGAGUCUGGCACCGUUGGACAAGGUCAUCCGCCAGCGUCCGACCGAUGGGGCACCCUACCGGACGCGAGCAGUGACGAGGAUAUUCAAGGAGGACUUUAUGGGCGCUGCGACGGAUCUGACAGAAGGACUACGCGUGUGCCGAUUGUACAAUACACAGCAUGAAAGACGGAACGAGCAGACAGAGCUUGUGCUUGCUCGCGAGGCGGCACGAGAACAGCGGACGGAUGCGAAAGUCGACGAGAAAGAUCAGCCAAGCAGCCUGGAAGGGCAGUUGCUGUUCCAUCGAGCUGGCACAUUCCUUACCAUGGCGUGUGAUAAUAUUGCGUUGGCCUUGUCUGGAACAUCUACCACCAAUGGAGCCAGCUGCGCAGAUCUCCGUGGCGAAGCCGAGAUGUCGUCUAUUCCUACGAAGAGGGUCCGAGAAAUGCACCAUCGACGUCUCGAAGCUCGCAAAUCGGUGCGGACAUACGCAAAGCGUGCUCUCCGAGACUACCUGGCAUUCAUCAGCCGUUUUGACUAUACUCCCGGCCAGCCCGCCGAGAUCACGAGAGCGUUUCUCCAUAAGGUCAACGCCGCCGCCAACGGGUAUGGCAGACGAGGUCAUCAGAAGCGUCUGCUGGAAAUGGCAGAAUUUCCCAUGACCGCAAGAUCAACCGCCCUGAUUCGGCACGAUGGCCAUUUCGCCACACCUCCACGCAGACCAUCUCAACCACUCCCGCUCCCCAGCAAGCGCGUCUACCCGCUCAACGAACUCUUCGCCGCCAUCCCACCCCCAGAACUACCACCCUACCCCAUCGAAACCUCCACCUCCACCGCCUUCGCCAAACCAAGCCAAUAUCAACCGCUUCCUCCCAUCCUAGCGGACGACCCCUCCACCGCUGAGACAGUAACCUACCACCCCCUGCUCACCGACGCGUUGCACUCCCUCCUCCUCUGCCACACUCUGAUGCAAACCUCGCCCAAAGAACUCCUCCGCCACGCGCACAUGGUUGCGCGUCUCGCGCGCCUCAGCGACGGCUUUCCCGUUUUUCUGGCCGCGCGCUCGCCCGCGCGCGCGGAUUGGGUCGAGGUCCUCCGUCGCGCGCCCAAGGCCGCCAACAGCAAUUGGAUCGGCCUGUCAGCUGUGUCAUGGGAUGCGCUGUGUAAGCCGGCGCCGCUGGCUGCGCAGCAGGGCGAGGAGGGAGGGGCGGCGAAGCCGGGGAGGGGAAAGAGCGAGACGAAGGAAGAGAGGAGGGAGAGGGUCAGGAUGGAGGCGUUCAGAGAGGCGCUCGCUGAUGAACGGGUGCUGGAUGAGGAGAGUUUUCGGAAAAGCGUCAAGGCUUGGGAGGCGAGGGGUAGGAUGGAGGUGGAGGAGCAAGAAGAGGAAGAGGAAGCAGGCGUGAAUGGGAAUGCAGAUGCAGAUGCAGAUGGGAUGCCCAAGGAGAAGCUGGAUGCGAACAAGCCGAAACGCUGGGCCCAGGACGAGGGCAAGGAAUACCCCAUCGCGACGCACAGGGCCGAGGCGAUCGCCCGCUGGAUCCGAGAGGUGCCGCAGCUGGGCGACGCGGUUGCUGGGUCUGGUGCCGCGAAAGCCGCGACGGCGAAGAAUAAGACGCCCGCGAGGUUGAGGAAGAGCGCUGCGAAUGUUGGUGUUGUUGUGGAUGCGAAUGCCGACGUCAAUGCGAAUGCCGACGCCAGCGCUGAUGCCCAUGGAGUGGUUGAUGGGGAAGGGGAUGCGGAUGCGGAUGGGUUGGAGAAGAGUGGGCAGGCUUUGUCUGAGAUGGCGAAUUCAGCAGUAAUAGAUAUCAUAGACGAGUGA
Endocarpon pusillum Z07020 is the source of this 2520-nucleotide messenger RNA. RefSeq lists its product as uncharacterized. The transcript has 2 exons. The coding region runs from base 1 to 2520 and encodes 839 amino acids. The record is from RefSeq and is a predicted model, not a curated record. Lineage: Eukaryota; Fungi; Ascomycota; Eurotiomycetes; Verrucariales; Verrucariaceae.